CUCAGCCUCAUUCACUACGCAUUCUUGACUCGCCAGCCCCGCGAACUGCGCAAUCAUUGCCAAGCAAACCUUCUUCAUCUUGCUAUGUCGAUCAUGAUCUUCGACUUUAACAAUUAUUGCACGAAUUCAUCCCCGACUUGACGAAAUCAAGCUUGUCCUCCGACAGCCUCCCGUUCGUGAUACUCGAAACAAACCUUGGUGCUACUGCAGCCACAAGCCAAGAUGUUGGACGAGAACUUACCAACGUUCUACCUGAAGCCUUCUUCCGACAACCCUCUCUCCAGCACCAUCUUCCUGAGCGAGCACGGUUCUGAACUUCAGCCUGAAUACACGCUUCGGCGUCCAGAUCCAAAGCUCCCAGGUUCCAAAAACUGCUAUGCAGUAGCUCUCUACGACUCUUACAACCCAGAAGUGCUGUACGCAGAAGUUCUGGUGCAUCCAGAAUGGCAGGCUCCAACACUCUCAGCAGCAGAGAUCCGAGCUCAGAAUGGCAUACCUCCACCACCCGUACCGAUCGUCCCGAACCAGUUUGCUGUUCAGCUGUAUAAUCCAGAUCAGCAAGUGAUGGUUAGGCAGAUUCCAGGGACAACGUUCACUCCAGCACAUUGGGAGUUUGAGAUGCCACAGACCAGCUUUCGAACACCGUCCGCCUCUGCACUUGACCGAAGUCAAAGUGACCCCGCCGCCUCAGACAUCACACCGAAGAUUAGCUUCAAGUGGAAGAGAGACGGGAAAUUGUCGAAGGAUAUAUCAUGUUUCCUGUAUGGGAAAUCGACGGAUGGGAAGAAGAACAAGGAUCCUGAUAUCGUGGUUGCUAUGUACAAGAACAGCAAUCUUACGGUCUACCAACCGAAUAUGCAUCGAGUGGAGGUCGAAGAUACAAAGGGAUUAGAGGUUGUGUUGAUACUGGGUGCUGCGGUUAUCAAAGACAUAUACUUUAACGCAAGCAGAGAGCUAUUCAACAUUGGAGCUCCUGGCGUGAAUGCCCCUCCUGUGAACACGAAGCGAAAGAACAGCGGUCCAGUCAUAGCUGGAAAACCAGCUACACCACCCGUCAUGUCCGGAGCGGUCCUACCUCCCAGGACAGCCGUACCAGCCUCCCAAAUCCCUCCUCAGCAACCCCCAAGACAUGCUCAACAGUCAAUAUCCAGACCCCCCGCCGCAGAUCCUCGCACGCAGUGGGAAAUCGACGCCGAGACCGAGCGACUGAAAAAGGUAGUCGAAGCCGAAGACAAAGCCCGCGAGAAAGCCGAACGCGCAGAGGAAAAACGCAUCAGGAAAAUGCUGGAACAAGAAGAAAAGGAGGCCCGCAAACGCCAAGCGGAAGUCGACAAAGAGACCGAACGGGAGACCGAACGGCUGAGAAAGCAGUACGGUGUCCCCGCCGCCGCCGCUGCUGGACCUAGCGUCUCCUUCUCUCCAUCACUGCCGCAGAGACCUCAACAGCAAGGAAUGCCGCAAUGGCAAAGCGCGCCGCAUUCGCAGCCUCCUCCUGUGAUGAGGCCGCAGAGCACGCCAUCGGGACCGGGACCGUCGGUUAAUACGUGGUUGCAGAGGCCGGCGCAGAAUUCGUCGCCGUAUCUGCAGGCGCCGGGGAAUGGGACGGCGAGCUCGAGUGGGUUCUUUGGGUUGGGGGGGAAGAAGAUGCAGAAGAAGAGGUCGGUGUUUUUCUAAUUAGCGUUGUCUUAUUCAUAUGGGUGGUGUUUGGGGUUGCAUUAGAUGGAGUUUUUAUACUGUUGCGAUUUUAUGAGUCGUAGGGACGAUGGCUAUGAUGAGAUGAUAUGAAAUGCUAAAGAUUUAUAUGCCAG
Molecule: messenger RNA, 1808 nt
Organism: Mollisia scopiformis
Lineage: Eukaryota; Fungi; Ascomycota; Leotiomycetes; Helotiales; Mollisiaceae
Exons: 1
Coding region: 223-1674 (483 amino acids)
Source: RefSeq, a predicted model, not a curated record